Lotus japonicus is the source of this 1346-nucleotide messenger RNA. Its product is annotated as legumin B-like. Bases 173 to 1252 code for a protein of 359 amino acids. The transcript is spliced from 4 exons. Gene Ontology annotation, molecular function: nutrient reservoir activity. NCBI's taxonomy places the organism in Eukaryota, Viridiplantae, Streptophyta, Magnoliopsida, Fabales, Fabaceae. The record is from RefSeq and is a predicted model, not a curated record.
AGUAUAGCUCGGUCUUGAUGUCCUAGCGUGGACAUUUUCAGAUCCCCUUGUAUUGCUGAGCUUGCUGCUCUGUUUUCUUAGUCUCUUGUUUCACUAAAAAGAAAAGAAGAAGGUGGUUUGUGCAAAGUCUUCGUUAUAUCUACUUCCACCUAGAUCACAGCUAGGGAAAAAAAUGGAGAUGGACUUAACACCAAAGACAGCACAACCAGUCACUGAAGUAGAUGGUGGUGGUUACUACAGUUGGACAAGUUCUCAAGUACCACUUCUGGCUAAGACCAAUGUGGGAGCUGGUCGCUUAGUACUUCAGCCUAGGGGCUUUGCUCUUCCUCAUUAUGCAGAUAUCUCCAAAUUUGGUUAUGUUGUUGAAGGGACUGAUGGUGUAGCUGGGAUGAUACUUCCCAACACAGGAAAAGAGGUGGUUUUGAAGCUCAAGCAGGGAGAUGUGAUACCUGUACCAAUUGGAGCUAUUUCAUGGUGGUUCAACGAUGGAGACUCAGAUCUCAUCAUUACUUUUCUUGGAGACACUUCAAAUGCUCAUGUUCCUGGCAAUUUCUCCUAUUUCUUUCUAUCUGGAGUUCAAGGAAGUCUAGGAGCUUUCUCCGCAGAGCUAACAAGCAAGGUGUACCAUUUGAACAAUGAUGAUGAGGUGAACAAGUUAACAAAAAGCCAAAAUGGGAUUCUGAUAAUCAAGCUAGAUAAAAACCAACCCAUGCCAAAACCCCAAAUUGACCUCACAAAAGAGCUAGUCUAUAACAUAGAUGUUGCACACCCAGAAAUUGAAGUUAAAAAUGGUGGAUUAGUGAAGACCUUAACAGAGGAAGAGUUUCCUUUUAUUGGGGAUGUUGGAUUAAGUGUGAUUAGAGUGAAGCUUGAACCUAAUGCUGUUAAGGCACCUUCAUACCUUCUCAACCCUGCUGUUCAAUUGAUUUACAUUGCUAGAGGAAGUGGCAAGAUUGAAAUUGUGGGCUUGAAUGGAAAGCUUGCAUUGGACAGUCAUGUUGAGGCUGGUCAUUUGCUUCUUGUGCCUAAGUUCUUUGUGGUUGCUCAAAUUGCAGGGGAAGAAGGAAUGGAGAGUUACACUAUGGUAACAACUAAAAAGCCUUUGUUUGAAGAGUUCUCUGGUAAGACAUCAGUUUGGGGCUCCUUAUCACCUGAAGUGCAAGAAGUGUCUCUUAAAGUUGAUUCAGAAUUUCAAAAGCUUUUCAUAUCCAAGGUCAAGAAAGCCUCAAGUAUCAUCCCCCCUUCCUCUUGAAUGGUGCACUCCUGUAUCAUUAAAAAUAAUGUAUUAAAAACAGUAUUGGCUUGUUCCUGGGUCAAAUUAAACAUUUUAGCUUGUGGUUGUGAUA